This is a messenger RNA of Bombyx mori (domestic silkworm), 4251 nucleotides long. RefSeq lists its product as uncharacterized. The transcript has a single exon. The record is from RefSeq and is a predicted model, not a curated record. Gene Ontology annotation, molecular function: nucleic acid binding. Bases 1 to 4251 code for a protein of 1416 amino acids. Lineage: Eukaryota; Metazoa; Arthropoda; Insecta; Lepidoptera; Bombycidae. Gene Ontology annotation, biological process: DNA integration.
AUGAACGAUGAACAAUUCGCAUUAUUUUUACAUGCACAACAAAAUCAGCAAGAACAGAUUUUACAAAUCUUGAAGUUGUUGGUACCAGCAGCUUGCAAUACAACAGCCAAGAGCGUGACGAACGACUCUUUUACAAAACAUGAUACGGAUAACAAGAUAAGUAUAAUCAAAAAUUUCAAUAUGGAUAAAUACAACCCAGAUAGAUUCAGAAUUGAAGAUUACAUUGAUUUUUUCGAAAACAAAUGCAAAAUUCUUGAUAUCAAUAACAGCGACUUACAGAAGGAUUUACUUUUGAAUUUACUAACACCAGAGAUAUUCCACGAAUUAAAAGUGGCUUUAACGCCUGAUUUCGAUAUAGCUACAUACAGCGAAAUUUGUAACAAAUUAUUAGACCUCUAUCGCAUAAAAACGACGAGAUAUAGAGCCUUAACAGAAUUUUGGAAUUGCACUAGAGAACAAAAUGAAACGAUGGAGCACUAUGCAAACAGAUUAAAAAGUCUUAGUCGGGAUUGUGGCUACACUAAUGACUUCCUGGAACGACAAUUACGUGACCGCUUUGCCACUGGAUUGAAUCAUCCAGAUUUAGAAACCGACUUGAAACAAAAAUGGCCUGAUUUAAUUCAAAUGGUAGACGGAAUACCAAGAGAAGUAACCUUUCAACAAAUUUUUACAAUCUCUCAAUCAAGAGAACAGGCAGAACAAGACACACCACGAACAAGUAUUAAAAAAAUAAAUAGGCGCAAAACCAAAACCGUACCAUUACAUCAAAAUACAACACGAAAAUUAAAUCCAAUGCAUUGUUUACGCUGUGGAAAGAAAGAACGGCACAGCCUAUCACAGUGUCCAGCCAAGGACCAUAUUUGUAAAGAAUGUAACACGAAGGCACACUUUGAGAGUUAUUGCAUCAAGUCUGGACGGGCAUACAUCAGCUAUACAAAAGGGAGCCGAAAAUCAGUUAAAAAAAUAACAAGACAUCAUAAGUCCUCAACAUCAUCAUCAUCUAUCAGUAAUAACGAGGAAGAAAGCGAUGAUGAAGUUAUCUGCAGCGUCUUGGGUACACGUAAGAGAGAAUGCAAACAAAUCGAUGUACGCAUCAAUGACAUACCUUGCACUAUGGAUUGGGACCCCGGCUCUGCGUAUUCAAUAAUAAACACGACAUUAUGGAAAAAAUUAGGAUCACCAUCUUUACAACCCGCCCCGAAACUUAAGGCCUACGGUAACACAAACUUAAAAACAAAGGGAAUUACAAAAGUAACAGUCGAAGUCGACGGACUGCAAAAACUUCUACCUGUGGUCGUAAUGAAAAAUGCCAAACCAAUGUUAUUUGGUUUACAUUGGAGUGAAGUUUUUGAAAUGGAAUUUCCAAAACCAGUAUACUCCAUCAAAACAUCAACACCGAUGACUCUUAAACAAAUAUUGGAUAAACAUGUACAACUCUUUGAUGGAAAACUAGGAAAAGUUAACAAUUAUUACGUAAACAUACAUGUCAAACCAGAAGCUGAACCGAUCCACCUUCCUGCACGGCUUAUAAAAUUCAGCAUGAAAAAGAAUAUAGAAAGGGAGUUAGAUCGUCUGAUCUCAGAAGGGAUAGUGGAAAAAGUAGAUCCUAAUAUUACACCUAUUGAAUGGGCUACACCCACAGUUAACAUUCUGAAAUCUACAGGGGAAGUUAGGAUAUGUGGAGACUACAGAACUACACUUAAUCCAGUACUUAUUAAACAUCUUCACCCAGUUCCAAUUUUCGAUCAACUACGCCAAAAUCUCGCAAACGGUAAAUUAUUUUCAAAAAUAGACCUUAAAGACGCAUACUUACAAUUUGAAAUAGCACCAGAUUCGAAAAAGUACUUAACGUUGUCAACCCAUAAAGGGUAUUUCCAAUACAAUAGAAUGCCUUUUGGAAUAUCGACUGCUCCUUCAAUUUUUCAACAUUUUCUGGAUCAACUGCUAGGCGAUAUCACCAAUGUAGCUGUAUAUUUUGACGACAUAGCUAUAGCAGGGAAAGAUCUUUCAGAACAUUUACAAACUUUGUCUAUUGUAUUCGAUCGCUUACAAAACGCUGGCCUAAAAGUUAACUUAAAGAAAUGUAAUUUCUUACAGAAUCAGAUUGAAUACCUAGGUCACAUAAUAGAUAAACAUGGCAUCCACCCAACCAAAUCUAAAAUUGAUGCCAUAACUAAUGCUCCAGCACCGUGUAAUGCAAAAGAACUACGAUCAUUUUUAGGACUAGUUAAUUUUUACGAACGGUUUGUACCACAUCUUCACGGGAUUUGUUCGGAUCUUCACGAUCUAACUAGUGAAAAAAAUAGGUGGCGUUGGACUGAUCAUGAAAACAGAAUAUUUGAAGAUACAAAGAAAUGCAUAACUUCUUCACAACCAUUAAUUGCAUUUGACGAGAAACGUCCCCUUUAUUUAGCAUGUGACGCUUCCGAAAAGGGAUUGGGUGCAGUAUUAUUCCACAAAGACUCGAACAUAGAACAACCAAUUGCUUUUGCUUCAAGGAAACUACGUCCAGCGGAAAUGAAAUAUUCCGUUAUUGAUCGUGAAGCUUUAGCAAUAGUAUUUGGUAUAAAAAAAUUUGAUCAGUACUUGAGAGGAACAAAAUUUAAUCUAGUUACGGACCAUAAGCCUCUUAUACAUAUUAUGGGUGCACACCGCAACCUUCCUAAACUAGCCAAUAACCGAUUGGUAAGAUGGGCCCUAGUAGUGGGAAGUUAUCAAUAUGACAUUUACUACAGGAAAGGUGAAAAUAACACAUUAGCUGAUUGCCUUUCCAGAUUACCAAACCCUGAAACUGAACCCUCCGAGACAGAAGGGCUUGUACAUAAAAUAGAUCUACGUCUUUUGAGCACUCGAAUGACUGACCUUAAUCUAUCAGAACAGUUACUUAUGAAAACAACUUCAAAGGAUCAUAUACUCACAAAAGUUUGUCAAAAUUUAAAAACCGGCUGGAGAGAAUCAGAUUACAAUCCAGAAAUGAAACCAUUCUACAGAAACCGGACUGAAUUAUCUGUUGAGAAUAAGAUACUUAUGAGGCAAGGACGCAUCGUUAUACCUACAGCACUCCGAAAAGCCAUUCUUACAUACCUUCAUCGAGGACAUCCUGGCAUUUCUGCUAUGAAAGCACUUUCACGUUACUAUGUUUGGUGGCCUAACCUUGACGAAGACAUAGAAUUAUUUGUUAAGAAAUGUACCAGAUGCCAACAGAACCGCCCUUGUAAUCCUGAACUUCCUGUAUUUUCCUGGUCCAUACCAGAAGAAGUAUGGGAGAGAAUCCAUAUCGACUUUGCUGGACCGUUCGAAGGAUCGUAUUGGUUGGUAUUGUGCGACGCUCUCUCCAAAUGGGUGGAAAUACGACCGAUGAAACACAUUAACACCAGAUCACUUUGUCUUACAUUAGAUAACAUAUUUUGUACAUUUGGCUUACCAAAAAUGAUUAUAUCCGAUAAUGGACCUCAAUUUACAUCUUAUGAAUUUAAAGAAUAUUGCACAAAACAGUCUAUUUUACAUGUCACAUCAUCUCCAUAUCAUCCUCGGACAAAUGGGCUGGCAGAACGUUUAGUCAGAACAUUCAAAAAUAGAAUGGCAUCGGUAGACAACACAAAUCUCGAGCGCCGACUAUUAGAAUUUUUGUUUACAUACAGAAACACUCCGCACUCGUCCACUGGUAAAUCUCCAGCUGAGAUGAUGUUUGGACGACAAUUGAAUUGCAUACUUUCCAACAUUCGGCCAGACAAAAGAAGAUUAAUGCAGUAUUUACAAGUAAAAGAAAACAUUCGUACCACAUCACCGAGUUACCGACCAAGUGACCAAGUAUAUAUUAAAACACGCAAUGAUAAAAUAUGGGAACCAGCGGUAAUUACAUCCCGAAAACAUAAAUAUUCAUAUAUUGUUUCAACACCAGGAGGACUAGAAAAACGAAGACACGCUGAUCACAUCAGGCCACGCGAGUCCUCCACCUCAGAAACCCCGAGGAAUGAAAGGGCGCAUUCUUCUAUGCUGCCGGCGACUGCUUCUCCAGACAUUGGAAUGGACACAACAAUUGACGAAAGGCUAACUAAAAACAAGAAUUCGGCAGCAGUACCAUUACCUACACCGCAGUCACCUACAAAUGUACAAAUUUCUCCAAAUUCACCUUCACAGCAUUCGAAGUUAUACUCCUCACCUGCUCCGGUCUCCACUCCUGUGCCAUUUGCUCCGCGUCGAAGUAAUCGACGUAUACAGGCACCCCGCCGUCUGAUCAACGAGAUGUAG